GCAGAACUCGCAGGAUAGCUAGCUGCCGAAUGUCCACCGCCAAUCAGUUUGCAACCAUCAUUCCAUCGUGAAGCUUUAUGUUUGUCGAGCUUGCUCUCCUGUCGUCAGUAUUGCAAACAUAGCACGGUUUGGUUCAUCACCAUAAUCAUCAUCGCCAUCAUCAUUAAUAUCAUUGCCUCCCAACACCAUCGCCAUCAUCGUUAUCGUUUUGUGCAUUGUGUAUUUCUGGCUCCGGGGUUCUCCGGGGUCUCGAUAACAGUGACUAUUAUCAGUGCUCGAUGUGUUGUAGUAUUUUGGCCUAGCACAGGAAAACCAGUGAAAUGACACGAGGACGACGGUGGUAACAUUUUUCGUCCUGGUCGUUCUGCCCGACAAAGGUUUCUCAUCAUUAUUUUGCGCUGUUUUAUCCUUUUUUACGCUUCAGUGGCUAUAAUCGAUAGCACAAAAAGUAACGCCAGGCUAUUGCAGGAUUCCUGGGCAAACACAAUCAUUGUGCACAUGUUUUGUGGUGGUUAUUGAAUUUUGAGUAUCAAGUGUUUUGGAAAAGAGUAUAUUCCUUUGAAAUGAUGUAACAAAAAUGGUUAGAUAUUAGGCAACAAGAGUGAGCGUUGAGCACAAGUGAAUUAAUCGAGCAAAAAGUGUGAAUUUUACCCAGGACCUACAGUGAUUGAGUUUUUGUAUUACCGACCCAAAUAAAACCGCAUAGAUUUACCACUCGCAAAAGUUUAUGGAGCAACCCAAAAAGAUGCUGUGAACACUGAAUGGAUUUUCUUAUGCAAACCGAGCAGCAGACAAUAACAGGAAAAUUGAUUCUAAGUUGUUUCCAGAGCUGGACGAUUAUUACGGCUUAGAAGACGAGCUGUGAUUCCCAUUUCUGUAAUCGACAUGGCAGCGUCAUUUGCAAACUGUUCCUACGCGCCUGAGGCAAACGUUGGCGACGCGACAUCCUUUAAUUACACAGACUGCACUGGAACCAGCGGAUUGGAUGAACGUGAAAAACGGACGACACGUGCUGGCAGUUUGACAAAUCACUCCCUGUUGGACCUGCUGGAAAAACAUAAUCGAUAUGAGGGAAUCAAUUUAACGCCUCCACCAAAAAGCUCCAGCGGUCGGCGACACUCAUCGGAUUCAUUUCCUAUGAUUGAGGAUGAAAACUAUCAAAUCCCACAGCGCCAAAUCAAGAAACCCCCUGGAUUGCAACUAGUUCCUCCUCCAGUGCCAAAACGAACCUUUCAGGGUAAGUUCACCCAAAGGCAGUCAGAAUCAUUCGAUAGUCAGAGCCACACAUCAAGUGUAAGACUAGAUGGCUACCACCAGCACCAAUCGAAAAGUUAUGCCCAAUACCGCCCGGACCGAAUCUGCCAGUCAGCUUUCGAAGAACAAACGUUUGGAUUCUUUGCACCAAGCAAACCCAAAACUAUCGGUUCCUGCCACACUAGUUUAAGCACGACAAGUUUCGAUGAUAUCGGAGACACGGAUGAUUACGUGAUUUUCAACAAGAAAAUGUCCUCAAUAGAAUCUAAUCGGUCAUCUAGUGAUUCUAAUAAAUCUCAAACCACUAUAGACACUGGUUACGUGUCAUCCAAUGAAAAUGAUAGAUCCAUAUUUACAACGGCCAGCUCCACUAAGGGCACCUUUCGAAGUCGUUUUUCGUCAGAAGACACCCAAUCUUCGUUGGACAGUUUUCUGUCGUCUGAACUGCACCGGACUGAUACAAUCGAUUCACUACAAAUGAACGAUUCCCCCUUUAGCCUAAAAAAGAAUAUUUUCAACUUUGACGUUAAAAGUGGUCAAAUAAGAACCUCCACAUCCAUGUCCCCAAACUCUAAUGAUGAAAAAAUGGACAUUAGUUCUCCACGAAGCAUCGAAAGCAAAAGUGCUCGAAGAUUGCCAAUGGUUCCAACGCGGAAACAGUCGAACGUUCCACCGAAAAUUCCACCACCCACUCGAGUAACACCUCCCGCCCUGCCAUCACGCUCUCAGCAAGCAUUCGAAUCGCGCCAAAUGCAAAAACGGCAACAGCAACAACAUCAACAGCUGAACAAUGCUCAAUUCAACCACAAAACCAGCCUGGAUAACGUUCAAGAGCUUUACAGUCGUCCAACCGGCUUUCGGCGCAACAUGCACAAGCCCCCACCAUUGAAUCAGGUGCAUCACUCCAAAGUCAAUCAACGACAAGACUCCAACAUAUCAAGCGACAGUUUUCCGGCUACUUUUAGCCCCAGCUACAGUAAUAAAAAUAUGGAGGCGCCUCUCUUGCAACACACCUCUAAAAUGAACCGUUCGACGAUGCGAAGUCACCAGCACAAGCAGUUGCUACAUCAACAGCAACAGCAGCAUCAGCAACCAAACCAGAAUACGUCCCUCAAUGCCACCCCACAGGAUAGCACCAAACAGCAGUCGAUUACGCAGCAAGAUAGCCUCAAUCCGGCAACCGUACGAUCCGUUCCACCAAGAGUUACCAUGCGGCAAGAUUCCAGCAUAUCGAGCGACAGUUUCAGCCAGACGUCAAGCCCCGGUUACAAUUCGAAAAUCAUGGAGGCACCGCUGCUGUCACAUGCAGCCAAAAUGCCCAAGGUAUCGAAACCGAUUGCCGUUCGUAACUUGGAAGAGGAAAUUGCCAAAGACUGUGCCGGAGACCAGAGCGGGUCGUCGGUGAUCAUCAAAAGUGCAUCAACGCCGGCCAGCUUGCAAACGAUUGUACGGUUGUCCAACGGGUCGAACGUUUCCCUGCAGGGAAAGAAGCUACAAAUAUUCAAAUCGCGUCGCAGUUCUGAGUCGUACCAUUCACGCCGCGAGCGUAUGAAGUUUCGAGCUUGCCAGAUCGCCGUCAAUGCCAUUCUGCUGAUUGGCCUGGCCAUCGGUCUGGCGUCGUAUCUGAGCAAAAAUCCCCCCAUCACGUACGUGAACCAAACCACUAUCGCACGCACCAUCAACAAUCGGCCGCCACCGGUGGAAACGACGAUGGCCCCCAAGAUGGAUCGCAAUCCGGCUCCCGGGGUGUGCUUGCCGGUAAUUGUCAAGUUCUGCCAGCAGCACAAGAUACCCUAUAACUAUACCGUGUUUCCAAACUACAUCGGACACUUUGGUCAACCGGAAGCUCAAAUGGAAAUUGAUCUUUUCGAGGCCCUGGUCGAUGUCCAAUGCUACGAGCUUGUUCCACUGUUCUUAUGUUCCCUGUUUGUGCCUAAAUGCGGUGCCACCGGAUCCACGGUGACACCUUGUAAAAGUCUAUGUACUGAAACUAUGCGUCGGUGUAGCUUCUUUUUCGACGUUUUCGGAUUGGAGUUGCCGGAAUAUUUGCACUGUCAACUGUUUAGCGACUCGAUUGACUCGAACCAGAAUGAGUGCGUCGGUAUGGCUGAGUACAAGGAAUCGAAAUUGCGAGAAAAACGCCCAGUCAGCUGUUCGGGAUUCUAUUGUGAUAAAGGACGCUGUAUACCAAGCGAUUGGAGGUGUGACGGACAUGUGGACUGUGCAGAUCAGACCGACGAGUCCCACUGUGAUGUUUGUGGAGAAAAUGCGAUUCAUUGUGGCGAAGGACGUUGCAUGGGUCAGAAGCAUGUUUGCGAUGGAGUACAGGAUUGUCCGUAUGGGCAGGAUGAAAGAAAUUGCAUUCGUUUAAGUGAACGCAACGGGGACUUGGGACGAGGAACUUUGGAGGUGUACAAAGCUAAUCUGAAACAGUGGGCUCCAGCAUGUGUGAAAAAUUGGGAUCCUGCGACCUCACCGACACUGAUUUGCUCAAUGCUUGGAUACAGCUCGGUGAAUUCGAGUCGUACAACCAUGCGUGGCUCCAAUAGAACAAUCGUCGGUUCAAAGGACGCAUCGUCAAUGUGGCGGAUGUAUCAAAAGAAGAACACGAACAUGCUUAAGGAAUUCAACAGCUGCGAUGUCAACUCGAGGUAUCCGGUGGCUGAGUUGACAUGCUCUAACUUUGCGUGUGGAAAAGUUCCGAACAAAAAGUAUCGCAAACCUCAAACUAGAAUCGUAGGUGGAAGCUAUUCAAAGCCUGGCGAUUGGCCGUUUAUUGCUGCCAUUCUCGGGGGACCGGAAGAAAUAUUCUACUGUGCAGGGGUUCUGAUUGCGGAUCAGUGGGUCCUAACGGCGUCGCAUUGCAUUGGAAACCAUACCACAGGAAAAAGAAGCAUCAACGAUUGGACCAUUCAGUUGGGUAUAACGAGACGCCACUCGCACGCUUACUACGGCCAGAAGGUUAAGGUCAAAAUGGUGAUUCCCCAUCCGCAGUACAAUCUAAAUAUUGCACAUGACAAUGAUAUUGCGCUUUUCCAGCUUGCCACUCGGGUUGCCUUCCACGAGCAUUUACUGCCGGUUUGUCUUCCACCACCGCACAUUCGUGAACUGAUGCCGGGAACCAACUGUACCGUGGUUGGAUGGGGCAAGCGAGAAGACAGCUCUCUUCCCAACGGAGUCACCUAUGAGCCAGCUUUGAACGAAGUCAACGUACCCAUACUGAACCGUGACCUGUGCAUCGAAUGGCUGGAGAAUCUGAACGUGACCGAGGGGAUGAUCUGUGCCGGCUAUCACGAGGGAGGGCGCGAUGCAUGCCAGGGCGACUCCGGGGGACCGCUGCUGUGCCCGUACCCGAACGAAAAGGAUCGAUGGUUCGUUGGCGGUAUCGUUUCGUGGGGUGUCCGGUGUGCUCAUCCCAAACUGCCCGGAGUGUACGCUAACGUGCCGAAAUUCAUACCUUGGAUAUUGGCUCAGAUCAACAACCACUCGGUGCUGCAGACGGACACAAUUGGUCGAUAAUUGGGAAUCAUUUGACGUGGUAUCGAUUUUCGGUUUGCUCCAACAACCCGAAACCCGAAGGAACAAAGGAAAAUCUCCGUCCUCCGGGAUGACAACGAGUGAGUGAGUGUUUGUUCGACAGGGUCCGAUAUGUCGUGUUGUAGGCCAGGUAGGACAAUAACGUUACACAGGUGAUAUAAUCAGCUCAAAUGCGUGCCCGUAAUAUAUUGAGGUAAUCAAUUACGUUACCCAUAUCAUAGUAAGAGACGUAUCAUGACAAUAACAAUGCUCCGAUUGAUUCACAAAUCGAUUAUGAAAGCCAUGAGGAUGAAAUUCUGAUGCCGACGUGCAAGCGAGGACAAUAAAAGAAGCUUAAACUAUGUGUGCGAUUUUUUAAACAAAAAGGUUCUCAAAAAACGUAAUUACCGUAAUUAAGCUGACAACACAUUUCAACCAGUGUAUGAGAAGUUUAUGGACAAUAAAUUUGAACCUGGAAAAUUGCAUCUG
Molecule: messenger RNA, 5259 nt
Organism: Aedes aegypti (yellow fever mosquito)
Lineage: Eukaryota; Metazoa; Arthropoda; Insecta; Diptera; Culicidae
Gene: Corin
Exons: 12
Coding region: 886-4773 (1295 amino acids)
Biological process (GO): proteolysis
Cellular component (GO): membrane
Molecular function (GO): protein binding; serine-type endopeptidase activity
Source: RefSeq, a predicted model, not a curated record